Messenger RNA from Paralichthys olivaceus (Japanese flounder), 1578 nucleotides. RefSeq names its product uridine phosphorylase 1 (gene upp1). Gene Ontology annotation, molecular function: uridine phosphorylase activity. Gene Ontology annotation, biological process: uridine catabolic process; nucleotide catabolic process. Lineage: Eukaryota; Metazoa; Chordata; Actinopteri; Pleuronectiformes; Paralichthyidae. The record is from RefSeq and is a predicted model, not a curated record. Gene Ontology annotation, cellular component: cytoplasm; cytosol.
GGAAAUAUUACAUUAGUCAUCAGUACGUGACAGAGGAAGAGUCCCACACCCGGUCAGUGAGAAGCGACGUCAGAUCCUCAUGCUACGGCGUUGACGUCAGAUGCGCAGAAAGCGAAUUGAUUUAGUGGAGAUCGCAGUCGACGACGGUUCAGCGGCAUCGCACCUACGGAGAUGGAUUCAAAGCACGAGUUAAAAUGCAGUCCGGUUUAUGUGCACAACCCACACCUGGAUGCACUAAAAGAGGACUUCCUCUACCACUUCAAUCUGGGAACAGGAACUCAUGACCUACCAGCUAUGUUUGGUGACGUCAAAUUUGUGUGUGUUGGCGGCAGUCCCUGGAGAAUGAAAGUGUUCGCCGAGUACAUUGCCACUGAGCUCUGUAUGGAAGACCCCAAAUCUGAGUACCCAAACAUCUGUGCUGGAACAGACCGCUAUGCCAUGUACAAAGUUGGCCCUGUGCUCUCUGUCAGUCAUGGAAUUGGAAUUCCCUCUAUAGCCGUAAUGCUGCAUGAGCUAAUAAAGCUCAUCCAUCAUGCACAUUGCACGGAUGUCACAAUUAUGCGCAUCGGGACAUCAGGUGGAAUAGGAGUUGAGCCUGGCACCGUCGUUGUUACCAAACAAGCAGUGGACGGCACCUUCCAGCCCAGGUUUGAACAGGUGAUCCUGGGGAAGACUGUGGUGCGUGACAUUGAUCUGGACCAAAGUCUGGCCAAGGAGCUGUUGAAGUGCAGCAAAGAGCUGAACCAGUUUGAGACUGUGAUUGGCAACACCAUGUGCACCAUGGAUUUCUAUGAAGGCCAAGCUCGUUUGGAUGGUGCUUUCUGCUUCUACACUGAGAAGGAUAAACAGGACUAUCUCAUGAAAGCCAGCAAAGCAGGAGUCUGCAAUAUUGAAAUGGAGUCAACCGUUUUUGCUGCCAUGUGCAAGCUGAGUGGUCUGCGUGCCGCCGUGGUGUGUGUGGCGUUGCUGGAUCGUCUGAAGGGGGAUCAGAUCAGCUGCUCUCAUGAAGUUCUUCAAGGCUACGAGCAGCGUGUCCAGAAACUGGUUGGGUACUACAUCAAACAGCAGCUGAAGGCCAAAGCAGGGAGCGCCUAAGUGACUGGUUUGCAAGCAUAUGUCACAAUCUUCUCUUGAUACUGAAAACUUUGCAAUGCAAUAACUGAGCUUUAAAUUUUUAUUCUAUACUUCUAUAUUUUUAUCGAUUUUAUAUUUCCUUUGGGAACAUUAAACUGAAAUUUUAAUGAAAAAAAGAAUACUGUGCUCAUCAAUGUAGUUCAACAUAUGAAGUUCCUUAUCUGUAAAACUUCAACCAAAAACGCAUAUUGAAAUCAUCUUUGAUGAAUGAAUGAUGAUGACGUGACUAUGACGCAGCUACGUUUUUGUGCUUGACCUGGUAUUGGUUUUAAAACUCUGCAAAUCUUUGUAGUAUUUUCGAUGUAAAUUGAUUUUUACAUUUUCAUCUUCUGUAAUGUUUGUUGAGGUUUCAAUCAGAACCUAAAAACAAAUUGACAUUCAUUUUGAGAGAAUAGGAAAUUCCACUGGAUGUCUUAUUUUCAAUAAAGCUUCAUAUACUCUAAA